Messenger RNA from Raphanus sativus (radish), 1564 nucleotides. RefSeq names its product probable NAD(P)H dehydrogenase (quinone) FQR1-like 1. The record is from RefSeq and is a predicted model, not a curated record. NCBI's taxonomy places the organism in Eukaryota, Viridiplantae, Streptophyta, Magnoliopsida, Brassicales, Brassicaceae. Gene Ontology annotation, molecular function: oxidoreductase activity. The coding region runs from base 979 to 1308 and encodes 109 amino acids. The transcript is spliced from 2 exons.
UGAAAUAUAAAUGGAUCAAUAUACAAGGGGGUUGACCUGGAAAUUCUCCCAAGAGAAUACGACUUGGACUGCUUUGUUUGAACUCGAAUUUUCCGGAAACGAGAAAAAUCAAAACUUUUAAGAGAUUCUCGAGAAAGAUUGAACCAAAGCACUUCUAUCGUGUAUGUAAAAGAAAUAAUUCCCUUUACGAAAUGCUCUCUGCGUGUUAAUAAAUGUUCGAUCAUCAAGUAAUCAAUCGGUCAACUUUGAUUGACUCAAUAUGAUUGAUCCGUGAUCUGGACCUGUAGUGGCGUCGUAUAGUAUGAUUUUUUACUAAUCCCUGAGCCUGUGUAGAACAUCGAUGAUACAGAGUUAUUUAUGAUGAAUCUCAUUUUUGUGAUGAUUUGAUGUUAGAGACAUACAUUAAGUGGUCGGGUUGACAAGUGUGGUGGAGUGUGUGUAACAGCCUAACAGGUAAUACUGAAUGUAUGGACAUGUGGAGAAAUUAGCACAAGAGAUUAGGAAAGGUGCUGCUUGUGUUAAAGGUGUCGAUGCCAAACUUUGGCAGGUCAGUGGUUCUCUAUAGUGGCUUUUCUAUGAAGCAUAUCUGUGAAUUCUAGGCUACAAUGAGAGACAGGGUUUAGUAACUGAUUAUAAAAAAAUAAAAUCUUUGAAACAGAGUUAGAGUUGAAGCUAAUAUGUCUUGAAGAAUGGGGGAGACAUUUUUAGGUUUUAAUUUACUGGUGAGUGUCUUUUAGCUGACACCCACCAUUCUUAGACUUUGUGAUCAUCAUUUGAGUGAUUUAACACUUAUUUUGUCUCACUUAUGCAUGUUUUCAGCUACCUUAAAUUUAAUUUGCAUAUUUGAUCGAUUCUAUCCUCUCAAAGAAAGAAGAAGACAUUCAUACUGAACCAUCGAGCUAAGCGUUUGUUCUUGACACGUACCAGAGACGCUCCCAGAAGAUGUGCUCUCUAAAAUGAGUGCACCUCCAAAGAGUGAUGCUCCUCUUAUCACCCCCCAGUGAUCUUACCGAGGCUGAUGGCUUUGUCUUUGGCUUCCCAACAAGGUUCGGUAUGAUGGCUGCUCAGUUCAAGGCUUUCUUAAAUUCAACUGGUGGCCUCUGGAGGAUUCAGCAACUCGCCGGUAAGCCUGCCGGAAUCUUCUACAACACAGGGUCUCAAAGUGGUGAUCAAGAAACUACCGCGUUAACUGCCAUUACUCAACUGGUUCAUCACGGGAUGAUAUUUGUCCCGAUCGGGCACACGUUUGAUGCUGGUAUGUUUGAGUUGGAGAAGCAUUCCACUAGGGGAAGUACAUCGCCGCUAUAAGUAAGAAGCUCAAGGGACCUGCUGCUGCUUAGAGCUCUCUCUCUCUCUCUCUCAAAUGAUGAACUUUAUUAUUAUAUUCUUGAUUCUUUGUUUCAACAAUUUGGUAUUUUGUGAUUUUCUCGUUCUGGAUUUAUCUAACACUGAAAUGAGUUACUUCAGCUAAGCAAUAAAACCUCAUUGAUUUUACUUGUGUGUGUCCUCUUUCUCUCUGAGUAUGAUCAAUGGAUCUUCUAUUUUCACGGAAUGUACAUAUAUG